AUGAACGAAGGUAAAGAUGGGGUGGAGGUAAGAGGGUGGAAGGUGGAGUGGAUGAAGAAGACCCAUCCCGCAAAACGGUUCCACUCCGCAUUUCGCCACUCUGCGGUCGUCACCCUGCCCACCAUUGUUGCAGUCAUGGCAGGAUAUCCCUCAUACAGAGAUCCAUGGGCGAAGAGGGAAGCAUGGCGCAAAUCAUACAUCUUCACCCGCGCUUACUACCUCCGCAACUUGUUCCCCGGUCUCGGCACUGCUAUCGUUGCGUUCACCGCAUAUGUUGCAUACGACAACCUACGCAUGAUGUCGAACAGCUCAAAGAAAGAGGUUGAGCAUUGA
This is a messenger RNA of Dacryopinax primogenitus, 333 nucleotides long. RefSeq lists its product as uncharacterized. The record is from RefSeq and is a predicted model, not a curated record. Gene Ontology annotation, biological process: electron transport chain; mitochondrial respiratory chain complex I assembly. The transcript has 3 exons. Bases 1 to 333 code for a protein of 110 amino acids. Gene Ontology annotation, cellular component: mitochondrion. Lineage: Eukaryota; Fungi; Basidiomycota; Dacrymycetes; Dacrymycetales; Dacrymycetaceae.